CUCAGUCUAAACUUUUCUGACUCGUACAGACUCCGUCAGCUGAAGGAUCCGGGUCAUGGCUGCACCCCCUCCCGUCAUCAUAUGGGGGCACGAAGUCCUCCGCCUGCUGCACUACAGAGACCUGAUCCCCCGCCUGGAGGACGCCUUGGCCAAGUUCUCCAGACGGGACAGCGCAGAGGUGGUCCAGCCUGUGCGCACCACGGUGGCCCUGCAGAAACACCGCGGGUUCCUGGGGAUGAUGCCCUGCUACAUGGAGAAUGAUGGGGUUCUGUGCACAAAACUGGUGUGUUUCUACAACAGGGAGGAGGGGUCUACUCUGCCUCCUGUUCAGGCCACUGUGGUGCUGCUGGACCCAGAAUAUGGGAAUGUGAAGGCUGUCAUGGAAGGAGAGGUCAUCACAUGCAUGAGGACGGCUGCUGUCUCUGCGAUCUCUGCUAAGUUGCUGAUGCGUCCUGGAACGGAGGUCUUGGCCAUCCUAGGAUCUGGCCAACAAGCCCGGAGCCAUUACACCGUCUUCACAGAAAUAUUUUCAUUUAAAGAGGUGCGUGUGUGGAGUCGCACUCGAGAGGGAGCUGAGAGGUUUUGCCGUAGCGUUGCUGGUCCAGUGAUAGUAUGUGGGUCAGCAGAGGAGGCUGUGAGGGGAGCAGAUGCUAUCGUGACCGUCACUGGUAGUACAGAACCAGUUCUGUGUGGACACUGGGUCAAACCAGGAGCCCACGUGGCAGCAGUGGGGGCUUGCAGACCAGACUGGCGUGAACUGGAUGAUGCGUUAAUGAAGGAGGCGGUGGUGUACGCUGACAGCAGGGAGGGAGCGACAGCUGAGUCUGGGGACGUCAUCCUGUCUGGGGUGGAGGUGUUUGCAGAACUUGGAGACGUUCUCAAUGGAACAAAAGCAGCCCACAGAGAGAAGACGACUGUGUUCAAAUCCCUUGGUAUGGGUGUUGAAGAUGCAGUGUCUGCUAAACUGGUAUUCGACAAGUGGAAUGCAUAUACCACCAGUCAAUUAUGAAAUAUCUCAACAUGUGAAUCCCAAAUGAUUCUUACUGAUGUUUUUAAUUCAUAUACCUGUUAGGAAUUUCACUCCUGACAUGUAACUACAAGCCAUCCUGUUAAAAAAAGGAAUAUGUGAUAUAAGUAUUACUAGUUACUUAGUGGCAGAACUCUUGCUUAUAUUUGAUGUCUUUUGGAUUAAAAGAAGCCUCUCAAAGUCCCAACAAGUUAAAUUUAAAUUACUUAAAUAAACCUUUCAGUGUUGAGACAUUUUCUUAUUUCAGAAGGAAAAUACUCCAUUUCCAACCUCUGAUGGAAAGAUAUUUGUAUAUAACCCCUCUGUAAUCACCUUCAUUUUGAUUAAUAGCUGCAAUUCAACACUUUUUACCCCUCAGUAACUAGUUUGCUUCCCAACCCUGAAUAUAACUAGAGGGAAGAUGUUUCUCCACAGAAUUAUCUUAAGCAUUUAAUAUGCAAGAAGAUUUUAGGAGCUGAAACAAAUUUAAAUGGAGUGUCACUAUUUGAGCUUUGUGCAAUACUGAAGCCCUUUUUUUUAAUUAUCAUUUUGUGACAUUUAUGGAUAACUGAAUAAAGUUGUGAUUACUUGUGGUCCUGUAUACUAUUUCUCUAAACUGUUGUCAAAAAAAAAAAAAAAAAUAACAGAACAUUUUUAAAGACUUUAUUUACUUAAAAAGAAAAUUCUGCAUAUUACUAUGUGAAAAUAAAACCACAUAUAGCAAGAGUAAAUCCAAAUGUGAACUUCCACCACAGCGUUGAAACACUGCUAAAAUGAGUUUAGAUUUACAGUGGCUCCCCAGAGCACCCAUGCAUUUUUUUUUUUUUUUGAUCACUGCUCAUUUCAAAAUGAAUUUCCUGAAUCGGUACUGCAGGUCAUAUACAUCCAAGACAUAAAAACAGUCACAACCUUUGAGUGCUAAUACAAUGGCUCAUAGACUUCCUGCGACACAGUAAAUAAAAUGACGGGGACAAAAUGACAUUGGUUGCAAAUCGUCGUGGUAGCAACAUUGACUCUCACAGAUGGAGUGACAAGCCAAUAGAUCUGAAGAGCUAUUAUACCAGGGCUUCACGAGAAAAUUAACUGGCACACAACAACACGUGAGUAGAGAUGUCAGGCUGACAACACAGCAGGCACAUCUUACACCAAAGAAACCGCAAAAACCCAAUCAAAACGAGAGGCCUCUGCUGAUUGAACAUCUCUCCAACUGGCCAUGCUGCACCUUCACAAUGCUUGAAAUGUACUUAAAAUACUGUGUGAUUCUUCUAACAGAGCACAUAUAACAGUAAUGGGCACAGAUGUAGUGGUUCACUUUCAGGGAAAAAAAUACGUCAGUUAACUAUGUAGCAUAGACUGCAUUUUCUUAGCAGCUGCUUCAACAUUUUUUAUUAGUCGUUUUAGAGUUUGAUACAUUUUUUCCCUCCACAAAGGGUUAAACCGUUACUUCAUGACUGCAUGGUGAUUAAAACAGAAAUCACCCUAAAACACAUUUUAGUGUUUGGAGUGACCACAGAGCGGUGACCGUCGACUGACUUUUGGCAGCACAUCAGUCUAGUCAGAUGAGAAAUGUAAACAAAACGGUCCCUCAGCCACAGCAGACAAGAGACUGACAAUGAAAACAAAAGGAGAAAUUAGAUUUUCUAAAAAUGUUAGUAAAAUUUCUUCAAGGCAGCAGGAAUCUCUUAGUAUGUAGAGGAAAGAGUGUACUGCAGGACCUCCCUCUCUUGGAGUUAAUCCUUCUGUAAUUUCAUGGUAAAAAUCAUGUUCAAGUAGUGCUGCUUCACAAUUUUUGAGGAAA
Messenger RNA from Sphaeramia orbicularis (orbiculate cardinalfish), 2804 nucleotides. RefSeq names its product ketimine reductase mu-crystallin-like. Gene Ontology annotation, cellular component: cytoplasm. The record is from RefSeq and is a predicted model, not a curated record. Gene Ontology annotation, biological process: thyroid hormone metabolic process. The transcript has 8 exons. Bases 56 to 1009 code for a protein of 317 amino acids. Lineage: Eukaryota; Metazoa; Chordata; Actinopteri; Kurtiformes; Apogonidae. Gene Ontology annotation, molecular function: thyroid hormone binding.